AGUUUUUGUGUCCUUUGAGCAGGAACAGGAAACACCUGAUGGCAAGUCUGAAAUCGUCUUUAACAACCAUGUCUUCAAUCUGGUGGCUCCUGACCAAAUCAAGAAGCUCUGGAACUACAGGCAGUAAGUACCUCUGGUGAUCGUUCUGCUCUGAUAUUAUUUCUAACAUGCGUUCUAAUCCUGCUAGGAUUAGAAUGGCAGCCUUGCCUGUGAGCCUACGCUAAGGGCAAUGAAGCCCGGUAGUUACACUUACAGAUCUGAGUAGACGUUUGCAGAUUGUGUGCAGCAGACGUUUUGCAAAAGUCACGGGUGUAUGACACCUAAUUGGGAGGCAGACUUCAGUUGUAAUUGAUGGCUUGUGAGUAUUUUGACAACUUAAAGCCAAAAAGAGGGGGUUUUCAGAACUAAAACAACCUAAGUCCACAAUUACAAAUUGUUCUACACGUUUGAAGAUCUGUGGACACAUUUGCAGGCCAGUGCAUGCAUUUGUGGGUUUUUGCACACGUUUGCAAAUCUGUCUGUGCAUUUGCAGAUUGGUGUACAGAGCUUUGUAUGCAUUAGCAAAUAGUUUUGCAACAAUAAUAGCUACAUAGAGGGAUGUAUGCAUGGAUGGAUGCAUGCAUGUUUUUUUAACUGGUUUGUCAAACAUUUCUGAGGUCACACCCUGACAUCUCAUACACUCUGUUCAUACACAUGAUGCUCUCACAGAUCACCUGCCAGCACCUUGAAUGACUUUUCUUUGAGGUAUUUGUGGAUUUGUGCACACAAAUCUGCAAAUCUUUCUCCACUUGUGGAUAAUGGCUCUCAAUGUGGUUUGCUUGGCUCCCAAAGCCUUGGAAUUGGCUUUGCAACCCAUUCCAAAAAUCAGAAACAAAGUCAAUGACUUUGUUUCUGAUUUCUUCUUAAAUUUCUUUAAAUGGCGCUACGAUGUGUCGCCAUUUGAGAUCUUCACUUCACUUUGCCAGACAGAUUUUAAGGAAUUUCUUGAUUCAACAGGUCUUGCAGUAAUCAGGCCUAGGUGCAGCUAGUGAAACUGAACUGCCAAAAAUAUGGCUAAUAACAGUUUGCAGUACAAACAGCCAAGCAUCGUUCAGGGUCGCACUGACGUGGUGACGGUGACACCCUGGCUGGCUCCUGUGGUCUGGGAGGGAACCUUUAACCCGGAUCUUCUUGACAGCAUCUACCAGCAACAAAACAUUAGUGUAGCAGCCACCGUGUUUGCUGUAGGGAAGUACAUCAUGUUUCUGAAGAACUUUCUGGAGACAGCAGAGCAGUUCUUCUUUAUUGGUUUCAAGGUGCACGUUUACGUCUUCACUGACCGGCCCAAUGAGGUGCCUCAGGUCAAGAUGGCCCCUGGCAGAAAGCUAACGGUGCUCUCAGUGCCCAGCUCCAACCGUUGGCAAGAGAUCUCAGCUCGCAGGAUGGAGCUCAUUCAGAAGCUGAUUGAGGAGAGGCUUCUGAGCAACACAGACUACAUCUUCUGUCUGGAUGUGGACUCCAAAUUCCACGGCCGCUGGGGAACCGAGUCGCUGGGGGGGCUGGUGGCUGUGAUACACCCAGGUUACUACUGGGAUCCCCGCAGCAAGUUCCCCUAUGAGCGGAGACCUCAGUCCAGAGCCUAUGUGGCCCAAGGGGAGGGGGACUUCUACUACUGUGGGGGGGCGUUUGGAGGCAGUCUGCGGGAGGUGCACCAGCUCGCCAAAACUUGCCGCUUUAACUUCGAGGCCGAUGCCAAAGAAGGCAUUGAAGCAGCUUGGCAGGAAGAAAGUCAUCUAAACAGAUACAUGUGGAUCAACAAGCCCAGUAAGGUCCUGUCACCUGAAUACCUGUGGCAGGAUUUCAAAUCCAGAAACCGUGAGAUCCACAUUAUCAGGUUCUCCGGGGUCAUCAAGAACUAUGCUGAGAUCCGACCCAACGUCUGAGAGUCGAUCACACCCGACCUGAGAGGACCAGACUGGACCAGACGUGAAAAAUCUGAAAUCAACAGAGCCAAAGUCAUGAAGUCAUGUCUGAAGGAUUUUGAAGGUUCCUCUACUCUUUUUUAUACCUCUGAAACUGAUUAACCCCUGUGUCUUCUGCCAGAGUUUACCCAAAAUCCUCCUUUUAACUGACCUCUGUGGGUUUACUAUGAGGGAGCUCAAAAUAUCCCAUCUUUCCUUGAGUUAGCAGGCUCAACAAAGCCUUAAAAUUUAGUUACAGAUAUCAGGUAUGAUAAAGCUGGUUAUGAACUUUUCUCUGCCAUGCUUUGUGCUUCCAGCUCUGUGCAAUCUCAUUUGAUGUUUUUUUGUCUUCAAAAUAAUGACCACCAGCUGUCUGCUUUUGUCAAAUUAAAAUAAAGCAACAUUAAGCACUACUUCCAUUAACUGAGAUUAAAAAAAACAUCUCCACUGCAGCUGCAUGGAAGGAAAUAGACACUGCAGAACAUUACUGCUUUUUAUUUAUACAGUGCCUAUAAAAAGUGUUGUCACCACCUUGGAUGUUUUACCCCUUAUUGACUCUACCACUCCAGAACAUUCACCUUGCUGUCUUUGGACCAUUUCUGUGUAGCUUUCCCUGUAGCAUCCCCACAGCAUGAUGCUGCCAGCACUGUGCUUCACAAAGGCGAUAGUGUGUUUGGGGCAUCUCCUUUCUUCAACUUGACCAUGGAGUCUCCCACAUGCCUUUUGGUGAACUCUACUCCAGAUUGAAAGCUUUGACUGGUGAAGAACCAGCCAACAGUUGUUGCUGAAGCUUGGAACUCCUUCAGAGCAGU
Molecule: messenger RNA, 2752 nt
Organism: Cheilinus undulatus (humphead wrasse)
Lineage: Eukaryota; Metazoa; Chordata; Actinopteri; Labriformes; Labridae
Product: globoside alpha-1,3-N-acetylgalactosaminyltransferase 1-like
Exons: 9
Coding region: 1050-1922 (290 amino acids)
Biological process (GO): carbohydrate metabolic process
Cellular component (GO): vesicle; membrane; Golgi apparatus
Molecular function (GO): hexosyltransferase activity
Source: RefSeq, a predicted model, not a curated record